AAAGCAUCCCAGAAAGACGCAAAUGGGUCGCUGAUGCGCAUCAAUUCUCGGCGGGCGACAGGUCGGAUUUUCUUUUGAUGAGACAGAGUGAGAAGUGGGGAGGGGCUGAUGUUGGGGAGAAGGCGGGAGGGGGGAGGGGGGGAUAUGGGUGGAUGGGAGAGAGUGGGUGCCCAGCCGGGGGUGCCCGCCGCUUUAAGCUGGUGGACCAACCCACUGCGUAUAAAACCCCGUCCACCCAUUUUUUUCGACCUUCCCCCCCUGUGCACCUCUUCUCUUCUCCCAUUUUGAUACCAUCCACCUCCCCGAUGCCGCACUCCUCCCAUCCAUCCAACAUCCCACCAUUCUUAUUGUUUUUGCCGAACCCCAUUCUCCUUUUCAUUAACACCCUCAUCCCGCCCACAAUUUGGCAUAUUAUUAUGUCCACCACGUCACCAUCACCAUCACCAUCACCAUCACCCUCGCCACUACCAUCACCUUUGGGGCCAUAUGCACGGCUGCCGUCUUCAGAGACCCAGCUGUUAACGUCCGCAAUACAAUACCUGGACGAAUAUCGCUGGAAAGAUGCUUUCAAGACCAUCUGUGUCGCUGGACAUGCGAUGCAGAGCCCACCCGCCAAGCUUCACAACCUGCACCUGCUACCACAUAUCAACCAGCUUUUUGAAGCUAUCAUGCUCCAUCACGCCUAUGGUGUUGACCACCACAUAGACCACACCAUCAACCACAUUUUGCACCUCGCUGUCCGGACCUGUCAGGAUGCUAGAGAAGACCAACAUGACACAUAUUCUGACGAAUGCAUCAGAUGGAUGACGCCAAUCGAAGUCGAAAUAGGGCAAUACCUCCAGUUCUAUCGCAUGUUCUGUCGGUACCUCGAGAACUACUCCAUGUCUAUCGAGUCCGACCGCGCUUUGGACGAUGUGCGCAACCUGAUACAAAAGAUGUGUCCGACUGUCAACAACUUGUGUGGGUGGGUGCCCAGGACACCGCCAAGAGAUAUCCGCCAAGACAUGCAAGGAGCGGCAGCCAACAACACGCCGCGCAGGCGAUCACAACGAUUGCGCUCCCAGCACUCAACACCGGAGCCUGCCGCCUCAAACCCAAGGCAGCAAAGGAAAUCUCAACGACCUCGGCGCCGGAGGGUGUCACCCCCACCCCAACUACCAACCCCACCCACCCAAAGCGGCGAUCUGAUGUGUUCUUCAACCUACAAGACUGAAGAUUACAUCCCCUCCCUGCUCACGCCAAUGACUCAGUUUUCAGCCCCGCGCUCCUCGCAGGUACCAAAAGUGAACGAGCCAGAAGAAGAGCCCACCCAGCUUGUGGGUUCAAGGGUGUUGCAGUUCAUCAAGCCACCAAUACCGAGACCCAGAUUGGUGGAAGGAGGAAUUUUACCGGCCGAUUUCACUUCGCUGCGUCCUGUUCAUAUCCAUGUUACAUCGCAAAGAUGUUGUUCGGGCUUAUAG
Messenger RNA from Podospora pseudocomata, 1460 nucleotides. RefSeq lists its product as uncharacterized. The record is from RefSeq and is a predicted model, not a curated record. The transcript is spliced from 2 exons. The coding region runs from base 78 to 1460 and encodes 460 amino acids. NCBI's taxonomy places the organism in Eukaryota, Fungi, Ascomycota, Sordariomycetes, Sordariales, Podosporaceae.